Jatropha curcas is the source of this 2184-nucleotide messenger RNA. RefSeq names its product Transmembrane Fragile-X-F-associated protein. Lineage: Eukaryota; Viridiplantae; Streptophyta; Magnoliopsida; Malpighiales; Euphorbiaceae. The record is from RefSeq and is a predicted model, not a curated record.
AAGACCAGAUUGUUAUUCAAUUAGCGUCGCUUCGCCGUGAAAGCAAAAGAAUAAAAGAGGAUUUGGAUUUACCAAUCAAAAUCAAAAGAAAGUAAAUGCGCCUUGUUUUUUAUUCAUCAAUCCGAAGAGUGAAAACAACAGAGAAACAGAGAGAGAAAGCGGUUUCUCCAAUGGCGCCUACUGUAGCUGAAACCUUCUUUUUCUUUUCAAUUUUAAAAAAUCAGUAUUAGAGACAGAAAGGAAGAGAGAGAUAGAGAGCUGAAGCUUUGUCGUUGUGGUUUUACUGUGGGCGAUAAUUUGAUAAUUUUACAGUUGAGGUUUUUGUCUUCCUUUUUCUCUCUGUUAAAAGGAACGAGAUAGAAGCGAAAAGAAGAUGAUGAGCUGGAGAAGAGUUUUGAAGUCCUUACAGGCCUUGGCUGCUCAUAGUCUUCUCUUCUUUUUCACCCUCUUGCUUGUCUUCAAGCUCGACCAUAUCGUUUCCUACUCCUGGUGGUUAGUAUUCUUUCCUCUCUGGCUGUUCCAUGGAGUUGUUGCUCGUGGAAGAUUUUCAUUACCUGCUCCAUCAGUUCCGCACAAUCGUCAUUGGGCACCGUGCCAUGCAGUUGUAGCGACACCAUUGCUUGUCGCGUUUGAACUGCUUCUUUGUAUUUAUCUCGAGAGUGUUUAUGUUCAUGGUGUUGCAGCUGUAAAUUUGAAGAUUGUCUUUAUUCCGUUAUUGGCAUUUGAAAUAAUUAUUCUAAUUGACAAUUUCAGAAUGUGCAGGGCUCUAAUGCCAGGAGAAGAAGAAAGCAUGAGUGAUGAAGCAAUAUGGGAGACAUUACCUCACUUUUGGGUUGCAAUAUCUAUGGUCUUCUUUGUGGCUGCUACAGUCUUCACCCUUCUAAAGCUAUCUGGUGAUGUGGGUGCUCUAGGCUGGUGGGAUUUGUUCAUAAAUUUUGGUAUCGCUGAGUGCUUUGCUUUUCUUGUUUGUACGAAAUGGUCAAAUCCAGCAAUUCAUCGAAAUGCCCAGACUAGAGAAGUUAGUUCAUCUUCUACAACCGUUAGGUAUCUUGACUGGAAUAGUGGCUUAGUAGUUUCAUCAGAGGAGAAUCGAUCUGGGGAUAGAAUGUGUGGGCUGCAAGACAUUGGAGGUCAUAUUAUGAAAAUUCCAUUAAUUGGGUUUCAAGUCCUCCUUUGCAUGCAUUUAGAGGGAACACCUGCCGGUGCUACAAAUAUCCCACUUCCAAUUCUUUUCUCUCCCCUUUUCCUACUUCAAGGUGCUGGUGUGCUAUUUGCUGCAUCUAAGUUGGUAGAGAAGCUUGUUCUUUUAUUAAGGAGCGAAGCUGGCACAGGAAUAUAUUUUAGAUUUUCUUCAAGAGCUCAUGACUGCUUGGGGUUCCUACACCAUGGUUCCAGGCUACUGGGAUGGUGGUCAAUUGAUGAGGGAAGUCGAGAGGAACAGGCCCGACUUUACCAUGAGGGAGCUUCUGGCUAUAACACUUUCUGUGGUUAUCCUCCUGAGAUAGUGAAGAAAAUGCCUAAAAAGGAUCUUGCUGAGGAGGUCUGGAGGCUUCAAGCUGCUCUUGGUGAACAAACAGAAAUCACCAAAUAUAGCCAGCAAGAGUUUGAAAGACUUCAAAAUGAAAAAGUCUUAUGUAGGGUUUGCUUUGAGGGAGAGAUCAGUGUGGUUCUACUUCCCUGUAGGCAUCGUAUCCUUUGCAGUGUCUGCUGUGAAAAGUGUAAAAAGUGUCCAAUUUGCCGAGUAUCUAUUGAGGAGCGCUUGCCUGUCUAUGAUGUUUAGGUUCUAACUUGUUCAACCAUUUUGUAUUAUGAAUAUAAUGAUGUGGAGUGCACAGAGACGGCAAAAUAAGAUUAACAGGGAAGUUCUUGUUUUUUUAUCUUUUAUGGUUGACCAGAACUUCUACCACAGUGAGUGUUACUUGUUCAAAUUAACACGAUAAAGCAUUAGGAGAUAUAGAAAACAUAGCUGCUGUAUUUACAUAUCACCACCUCUUUUUAAUUUGCUUCUGAAAGAAAAAUGUAAAUAGUUCUGACUUUGAUUGGUGCCAUUUCAAGUCCUAAGCUCUUUUUUGUUGCUGCAGAGGUACGCUAGAAGUGUAAGAGCUGUAUAUUAUACUAAUGUAUACAAAUGACUGUUGAAUUUAACAUGCUUAAUUCAGAGAUUCUGCUUUUUGUUAUUUGCAA